Molecule: messenger RNA, 2670 nt
Organism: Hyaloperonospora brassicae
Lineage: Eukaryota; Oomycota; Peronosporomycetes; Peronosporales; Peronosporaceae
Source: the annotation of a GenBank genome assembly
AUGUGGGCCUGCUCGUUGCAGGAGGUGCAGCAAGCGUUGGACGCCUUCCCCGCCACGACGGAAGCGAUUGCACAUACUGUUCUCGUUUGCGAGCGCUGUUCGAGUGCCAUUUUCCCUCGAGAUCGCGACGUCCUGACUCUUCGCACGGAACUUGAUCCAUUGGCCGCAGCAGCUACUGGCAUGCCGCUGAGUGCGGCAAACUUCCAGCUCAGUAUGCCACACGUGGACGGCUGUUGUCGAAGACAGAUGCCGUUGCAACCAGUGGCUGUGCAGCUGCCAAAGAGUGAGCUCAAGUUUGCAGUUGAGAGGAUGGAAGGGUGUCCGGUAGCACCGAAACUCUCGAGCAGUCCACGAUAUCGACCGAGACGGGUGGAGAUUGUUACACAACAGAACCAUCUACAUCAGGUUUCUAUUCGGUUGCUGUCGACUGUGAUUGGUACUUUUGAUCCAGAUUCAGCUGCUUCCGCGAGGUCUCUCCGGCAGGUUGUCGCAAUGUUUGGGAAGAUGGAACCGCUUGCUUUAUAUUCAGAAUGGUCGCCACCUCGUCAGCUUUCAGAGGAGAAACUGCUUCCGAAGAAAGUUACUUCGAGCUCCGAGUUUGACGAACUGCACGCAGCCUCUAACGUACUGGAAAGUGGCUCGGGCUUCUGGAGAUCAAGUAGCAAGACUGAUGAAAAUGGUUUACGAUUAGGCGAAUGGAUUGUGUGUCAAUUUAGCUCUAUGGUCACCCUUUCAUCGGUUGAGCUGAAGUGGCGUGCGGGCUUUCUACCCGAAUACUUUUCGCUUAGUGUUUCGAAAGAUGGUGUGACGUACGACACUGUGGUAGUUGUGGUAGUAAGCAAACAUGAAAGCCGAAUACUGGUACCAAAGGGAACGCUGGUGACCUCAAUCAAAGUAACGAUGUUCUCUCCCGACAAAGGCGGCAAAUCGUUUGGACUUGAGUCGAUCAAUUGCAAGGAGGCAUCAUUCGACUCAGUGUACACCCCUACUAGCGUGGUGCUGCGGGAUAUUCAGCGAUGGCUGUAUGAGGCAGCUGCGUCUUCUUCUUUUGAAGUCAGGGAUCUUGCUGUGCGAGCUUUGCAGAGUAUUUUGCUUGCAUCGGGUUCUCUAUGCGGGCUUUUGCAGCUAGCUACAUGCCUCUUGCUCAAUACGCGAGUAGAACCCACCACCGCGACCACAAGUAUCGACAGGCAGAAGUGGGAUCAUCUAGAUAUACUUUCUGAAGACGGGCAAUCUUCUGCGCAGUUGUUCGUGCAGAAAUUGGCAGCCUCCAUUCAGCGUAUGGUCGUUGUAGGUCAUCCGCAAGUUGGAAGUCUCGACAGGUGCUACGUCGAGCAGUUGUCCUCGCUGCGAAGAGAAAUGUGUGGUGCGGAAAGCAAUACGUUGAACGAGGAUGCUCGCUAUGACAAUUGCCCGCCGGCUUCUUUGGUCACGUUACUAGUCAAGCAGCAAUUCCGCUUGAAAUCGAUUGAGCGCAGAUCACAGCUGGGAAUGAUUGUUUUACACAUGCUAGGUGAGCUAUCCGCUUGGCAAAUGAAGCGAAUGCAGAAGGCCGAAGAACCCACUGGUAAAUGGGAGCUCGAUCCCAUGCAGCUAGAAGAGCCAUAUUCGGUGGAAGUCUGUCCCGAGUUAUUUGCUCUUUCACAUCGACUGUUGACGAGUGUAUUGGGCCGCUGGCUUUCAGUUCCGCAGCAUAAGCAAGUUUGCGCUUAUUCUAAAAAGUGGGCGGAAAACGAUGAGGGUGCACUAACCGGGAAAAAUGACGAGGACUGCAGCUCGCAAGAUCUGUACGAUGCAUUAGUGUCGUCCUUUGGCCAUUUCCGAGCAGCUCUCGAGAAGCAAGAUGAUCAAAGCGGUAUCGACUCGUCUCGAGGAGAAGUGAACGAGGAUUGUUCGGGCCACUCUACGUAUUCACCUGGCGGACUGUGCGUUGCUGUGCUUGAGAUUAUCACAACAAACCUCCGGCGCUUGGUCGUUUCCAGAAUUGACCCGAUCGAAAUUGGGAUAACGCCAUCUCUGCUGCAGAGCGAGGACGAUUUGUCGUCCGCACCUCCAGCAUUGAACCCAACCAUGACGUUGCUAGAGCAGCUGAUCUCGCUUGGAACGAAGCGUAGCGACGCAUUCUUUCCAGUGUCGUUAAAAGCUGCGGUUGCCAUGGAAGUUGGGACCGACGCGUUUCACCCAUCAGCUCACCAGCGGACGAAAGUGCUUGCAUUGUGUAUGGGCAAGGGUGCGACGCUCGAAGUGCAAGUACGCUGGCCCGUUCGGGAACGCGAGCAAGAAGACCCGCGCUACGAGAGACUGAUGUUGAUGCUCCAACUUGAAUGCAUGAAGCUGGGGUUUCGACACGCGAUUCGGGGAAGAUGGCAGUUCUUUAUGCACUUGGUGAUUGACGUGCCUUCAGUCCAAGACACGGACAAAGUGCUGACGCAAUACUUUGCUCCGUGCAUUCAACGUGCGGGAUUUUCAUCGUGGCAGGUAGCCGCAGGCGCACAAGAGCUUCCGAUCAAUCUGCAACGACAUCUUCACUGGAACCGCUUCGACAAGAUGUCUCAGGACUCAGGAGCAGGCUGGAUCCGUGUGUAUCCUGCAGGCGUUGCCGCGUACGUCGAAGUGCUCGCCGUCGUUGAUGAAUUUCUUGCAAAACAUGCCGAGCAGACGAUGGAAUGA